This is a messenger RNA of Penaeus chinensis, 1630 nucleotides long. RefSeq names its product stabilin-2-like. Bases 1 to 1437 code for a protein of 478 amino acids. The transcript has 14 exons. NCBI's taxonomy places the organism in Eukaryota, Metazoa, Arthropoda, Malacostraca, Decapoda, Penaeidae. Gene Ontology annotation, molecular function: protein binding; calcium ion binding. The record is from RefSeq and is a predicted model, not a curated record.
AUGGAACUUUGUCCCGUAGUUUGUGGAGUUAACAACGAUAUCUGCCAUAUUAAUGCAGAGUGCAUUGACGUUGGUGGCAGCUUUACGUGUGUUUGUAAAACAGGAUAUACAGGAGAUGGCAUCAUUGACUGUUCUAAUAUCAACGAGUGUUUGAUAGACAACGGCGGCUGCCACGUCAACGCAGAUUGCAUCGACACAGACGGAAGCUACACGUGCGUUUGUAAACCAGGAUAUACCGGGGAUGGGGUCAUUAUCUGCGAUAAUAUCAACGAGUGUUUGAUAGACAACGGCGGCUGCCACGUCAACGCAGAUUGCAUCGACACAGACGGAAAUUACACGUGCGUUUGUAAAACAGGAUAUACCGGGGAUGGCUAUAUUAGCUGCACAAAUAUCAACGAGUGUUUGAUAGACAACGGCGGCUGCCACGUCAACGCAGAUUGCAUCGACACAGACGGAAGCUACACGUGCGUUUGUAAAACAGGAUACACUGGCGAUGGCGUCAUUAGCUGCACUAAUAUCAACGAAUGUUUGAUAGACAACGGAGGCUGCCACGUCAACGCAGAUUGCAUCGACACAGACGGAAGCUACACGUGCGUUUGUAAAACAGGAUACACUGGCGAUGGAUUUACUACCUGCACUAAUAUCAACGAGUGUUUGAUAGACAACGGAGGCUGCCACGUCAACGCAGAUUGCAUCGACACAGACGGAAGCUACACGUGCGUUUGUAAAACAGGAUACACUGGGGAUGGAUUUACUACGUGCACUAAUAUCAACGAGUGUUUGAUAGACAACGGAGGCUGCCACGUCAACGCAGAUUGCAUCGACACAGACGGAAGCUACACGUGCGUUUGUAAAACAGGAUACACUGGGGAUGGAUUUAUUAACUGUACUAACAUCAAUGAGUGUCUAACGAAUAACGGCGGAUGCGACGUCAACGCCGACUGCACGGACACGGACGGCAGCUACACUUGCACUUGCAAGACGGGUUAUACUGGUGAUGGAUUUACCUGCACAGUUCUGAGCGCUUGUGGAUCAUGUAACAGGACCAUAAUUGUCAAUCAAGCCAAUUAUCCGUCCACAACCGGCACCGAAACCUGGUCAUCCCCCAACUAUCCUAACGAUUAUCCGGACGGUUGUGUGUGCUGUCUCUUCGUUGAGCUUCAGGAUGUUGGCACUAUCUCCUUCGGCUUCAAUUCCGGUGACACGAUCUUCACGGCAACCAACUGCGCGCAAGAUCGUCUGGAUAUCGACUCGUCUGAUGAUAAUUACGAUGCAGUCAUCUGUGACGAUUUGACUUCAAAAACUCACUUCAUGAUCAAAUCGGACUCAGCGGAGCCUAAUCCAACGACAACAGCGUGCUUUAUAACUUCCUUUGCUGAUGGCAACACCGUUGCAAAAGGAUUCGAAAUGACCCUCACAAUUACUUUAAUUGUCUAAGAGAAGCCAAAAGAGAAAUGAUCCUAAUGAUGAGACAAAAUGAGAAAAGUUAUAAUAGCUCCUUUGGACAAGAUCAACUUUAAAUAUAAUUUGCAAAUCAUUCAGGACUCCGUCUGUCUUACACACACUCACAGUUUAUAAAUUUGAAUGAUGUUUAUGAUAAUAAACACAGGAUCAACUGUAUAUUUAUUUU